Molecule: messenger RNA, 1103 nt
Organism: Diospyros lotus (date-plum)
Lineage: Eukaryota; Viridiplantae; Streptophyta; Magnoliopsida; Ericales; Ebenaceae
Product: zinc finger protein ZAT10-like
Exons: 1
Coding region: 191-847 (218 amino acids)
Molecular function (GO): DNA-binding transcription factor activity
Source: RefSeq, a predicted model, not a curated record
GACACACUUGCUUCGCUCACACUUGUGAAGCAGCAGCUUCCUCGAUCUUCUCUUCCUCCCCUCCCCUUGUAUAUAUAAAAUCCCUCUCUUCUCGCCAAUUCUCUCCCACACUCCCAUCUUCAACUCUUAAUUCACCCCCUCCCUCCCCCCCUCUCUCUCUCUCUCUCUCUAGUGUUGAAUUUGGGUUCUGAUGGCCUUGGAAGCUCUCAACUCGCCGAGCACUCCUACGCCACCGUUUGAUCGUGAAAACGUGACUCUUAAUCUGGAGCCCUGGACGAAGGGGAAGCGAUCGAAACGACCGCGGAUGGAGAACGCGGCCACACCCAGCGAGGAAGAGUAUCUUGCUCUCUGCCUCAUCAUGCUCGCUCGCGGCGGCAGAAGCUCCUCUUCUUCCCAUCCAGAGCCGUCUUCGACAUCGUCGGAGUCGAAGCUCCUCUACAAGUGUAGCGUAUGUGACAAGGCCUUCGCCUCUUACCAGGCUCUAGGGGGCCACAAGGCCAGUCACAGGAAGCUCGCCAGCUCCGACGACCAGUCCACGACCACCGCCUCCACCGGCGCCAUCAUCGCAGUCACUGGUAGGACACACGAGUGCUCCAUCUGCCAUAGGUGCUUCCCCUCGGGACAGGCCUUGGGUGGACACAAGCGCCGCCACUACGAAGGCGGAGUCGGCGGGGCAAGCGGCGGCGCCACCUCGUCCGAAGGUGCAGGAUCCACCAACAGCCACCGGAACUUUGACUUGAACCUGCCUGCCUUGCCUGCCUUGGGUGAAUUUAGCAUUGAAGACGAGGUCGAGUCUCCUCAUCCGGCGAAGAAGCAUCGCCACCAUCUGUUGCCGACGAAAGCCUAAAAACCUCUCUGAAGAGUGAAGAUCAAUAGAUCAAGAAUCGAAAUUAGGGUUGCAAUCCUACCAAGUUUUGGGAAUUAGCUUUACAUCUAGUGGCUUUGCUCUCUCUGUCUCUGUCUCUCUCUCUGGUUUUUCUUUUUUCUUUUUUUCUUAAUGUUCUUCGACGAGGGAGAACCAAUUUUUUGGGUACAUAAUAUCUGAAUUGCCUCAGUACUCCAUUUUCGUCUUCUUGAUAAUGAAGAAUUAAUUCCAUUUGUUA